Messenger RNA from Macrosiphum euphorbiae (potato aphid), 2262 nucleotides. The record is from the annotation of a GenBank genome assembly. NCBI's taxonomy places the organism in Eukaryota, Metazoa, Arthropoda, Insecta, Hemiptera, Aphididae.
AUGCUGGAAGACUUGGAAUCGGUUCUGAGAGCCUUGGCGGAUGCUAACCUCACGUUAAAGCCGUCCAAGUGUUCGUUCGGUAUACGCACCUUAGACUACCUCGGAUUCCGAAUCACUGAAGGAGAAAUACGACCGGGACGGAAGGUCGACGCGCUAGCCAAUUUUCCACGGCCCCAGGACGCGCACGAAGUGAGGAGGUUCCUAGGACUCGCCGGAUAUUUCCAACGAUUUAUCGUAAAAUACGCCGAAAUCGCAGAACCACUCACCCAACUUACGGGAAAGGACGUGCCUUACUGCUGGCAAGAUGAUCAACAGACGGCUUUUGACACACUGAAGGACAAGCUGUGUACAGAACCAGUCGUCGCCAUGUAUAAUCCCAACGCGGCGGUUACGGAAGUGCAUACCGACGCGAGCGCGAAAGCGUUGUCGGGGAUACUGUUCCAAGGUGAUAGAACUACCGACCUCAGAAUGAUUUACGCUGUGAGUAAGCGAGCUACGUCGGCCGAAUCGAAAUACCACUCGAGUCGACUCGAGCUCUACGCUAUAAUCUGGACCUUGAACCGGCUACGACAUUAUUUGCUGGGGAUACGAUUUACGGUCAUUACCGAUUGCCAAGCUCUGGUGUACUUAAACGUACACAAAACAACGAAACCCCAGAUUGCUCGGUGGUACGAGAUACUACAAGAAUUCGACUUCGAAAUAAAAUACCGACCGGGGACGCGUAUGUCGCACGUCGACGCCCUUAGCCGUGUUUUAUACGACGGAGCGGAACCAGAUGACUCGGUUGACGUCGAAAUUUCAAACAGAGUCGACGUUUAUGUGACGAUGACAAAACACGAAGCUGUACGGUUACUUCAAGCCACGGAUGAAGGCACGCGCCGGAUAAUCGAACUUCUGAACGGAGAACCUACGCAGAACAACAACGAGGCAACUGGUUACCAGGUAACCGAGGGAGUGUUAUAUAAGGUCCACCGUGGUCGCCCGUUACUCGUUGUACCAAAAUCCAUGCGUAAGGGCGUGGUUAUUGCAGCGUAUGACUACGGCGGACAUUUUGCCGUCGAUCGCACCGUUGCACGUAUAACCGACGAUUAUUGGUUUGUCGGAAUGAAGCGCUAUGUUAAGCAACACAUAGCUAUGUGUGUGGAUUGCCUCACAAACAAGAAGCCCGCAGGACCAAAACCUGGAUUUCUGCAUCCAAUACCGCCGGGGAGACGACCUUUCCAGACCAUACACCUGGAUCACCUCGGGCCGUUCGAAACUACGAUAACAAAAAAUAAGUAUUUACUCGUGUUGGUGGACAAUCUGACGAAAUAUACGAUGUUAUACCCGUGCAAGACAACCAACGCCGCCGCAGUAGUACGCGUCUUAGACAAGUUCUGUUCCGAACGAGGGAUACCGGAUCGAAUUAUUACAGAUCGAGGUACGUGUUUUACGGCCAACGCGUUCGGAAAAUUUUGUAGCGAUCGAGAAAUACGCCAUACACUGAACUCCACACGACACCCGCAGGCUAACGGGCAAGUGGAGAGGGCCAACCGUACAAUUGUCUCGUUACUUAGUGUCACGGCCACCGAACACAAUAAUUGGGACACGCAACUACGGUACGUCGAGAAUAUGUUGAACACGGCUCCGAACAAGUCAACGACAAAAACACCGUACGAGACGUUGCACGGUUACCUACCUCGUUUUCACAAGGGAAUACUACCUACGCUGAGCCUCACUCGAAAUAACUGGCGGGACCCACAGGAAAUUCAGACGGAGGCACGACGGAAUAUUAUCGACGCCCAACGCGCAAUGAAGAUUUCCCACGACCGCAAGAGGUAUGAGGGCGUAAGGUACGAAGUUGGUGAAGUAGUGGUUAUGACAAAACCACCAGUGCCGCAUAUAUCGGCAAAACUUCAACCCAAAUACCGCGUAAAACCACUUCAGGUUAUGGAGGUGCUGCCAGGCGACACAUAUCGAGUUGCCGAACUCGCAACAGACGGGCACGAAGUGUAUGCCACGACGGCACACGUCUCGCAGCUCAAAUCGUGGACGGUCCUGAACGAAAAGGACGACAGUGAUGAGGGCGAAGACGACAGUGAUGAGGGCAAGGACGACAGUGAUGAAGAAGUCGAUGGUACUGCCAAUCCACCCAAAAACGACGAAAUCCACGCAGGCAACAACAGGGAAGGAAGGGCCGAGCAGACCAUGAUGGGUCCCAAGCGCAGUACGAGGACUCGACAAACGCCGAAGUACCUCGAGGAUUACUCCACAACAGGGUAA